Molecule: messenger RNA, 540 nt
Organism: Penaeus chinensis
Lineage: Eukaryota; Metazoa; Arthropoda; Malacostraca; Decapoda; Penaeidae
Exons: 4
Coding region: 1-384 (127 amino acids)
Source: RefSeq, a predicted model, not a curated record
AUGCAUGUAGAGGGAGUAUAUAAAGCACGGAAGAAAUUGACGGAUUUCACAACUAACCGGUCAUCGAUCAGCAAUGAUGUCGAUGCUUCGCCUUAUGACAGCAAUACUUUUUAUGACAAUAGCCACAGCUUCAAGAGCCAUCAUGAGAAGGGAAGCAUCGGGAGACUGCAUUAUGAAUUGCAUGGAAGCAGAUCAUACGUACAGCAUAUGCAACGAAAUGUGCAACAGGCAUAUGUAAAACUCUCCCGUCUCCUUUCGGAAGCUGGACGAUUAUUUUCAAGAGUCAGCAAGAAGAGAGAAGCCCUGGAGGAGUGUCUCACGAGUUGCACGGAUGCAGACCCGUCGUUCGUCCUUUGCAAUCUGAGAUGCGGCAUUCGUCUGUAGGCCGCCUUCUCUCUAUCAACACAACUAAGGAUGAAAGUCGGUCAUACAUGAUGCUGGCUUCGAUUCAGGAUCAGAUAUCAUUUCUGAUCUGCCAUUCAGUCAUAUAAGCAAUUGUCAGUCUGUAAUCGAGUUUACAGUAUAAUAAGAUGUAGAUGU